Messenger RNA from Meriones unguiculatus (Mongolian gerbil), 2966 nucleotides. RefSeq names its product bromodomain testis associated (gene Brdt). The record is from RefSeq and is a predicted model, not a curated record. The transcript has 16 exons. Lineage: Eukaryota; Metazoa; Chordata; Mammalia; Rodentia; Muridae. Bases 7 to 2631 code for a protein of 874 amino acids. Gene Ontology annotation, biological process: chromatin remodeling; positive regulation of transcription elongation by RNA polymerase II. Gene Ontology annotation, cellular component: chromatin; nucleus.
ACCCCGAUGGAUCUAAAUACCAUCAAGAAGCGGCUGGAAAAUAAGUAUUACGUGAAGGCUUCCGAAUGCAUAGAAGACUUCAAUACAAUGUUCUCAAACUGUUAUUUAUACAACAAGCCUGGAGAUGACAUUGUUCUUAUGGCCCAAGCUCUAGAGAAGUUAUUCAUACAGAAAUUAUCUCAGAUGCCACCAGAAGAGCAAGUUGUGGGUGGUAAGGAAAGGAUAAAGAAAGAUUCUCAACAAAAGAUACCACUUUCCUCUGCUGAGGAACAAACGCUUUCCAAAGCAGUGGAAAAUGUGUUUAAGCGGCAAGAGAUUCCUGCUGGACUUCCUGGCAUCCCUCUUUCUCCCUUAAACAUGGCACAAGAAGCUCCCCCCAGCUCUGACUCACAGACUGUGGUCCAGGUUACAAAGGGUGUGAAGAGGCGAGCAGACACAACCACUCCUACCACCUCUGCGGCUAAAGCAAGCAGCGAGUCUCCUCCUACUCUGAGAGAAACAAAGCCAGCGAGCAUGCCGGUGAAAGAAAACACACUGAAGAAUGUUUUGCCAGACUCUCAGCAACAACACAGGGUUUUAAAAACAGUCAGAGUAACUGAACAAUUAAAGUACUGCAGUGAGAUUCUUAAGGAAAUGCUGGCCAAGAAACAUUUGCCAUAUGCGUGGCCCUUCUAUAAUCCUGUGGACGCCGACGCCCUGGGACUGCACAACUACUAUGACAUUGUCAAAAAUCCCAUGGAUCUCGGGACUAUCAAGGGGAAAAUGGACAACCGAGAAUAUAAGGAUGCAUAUGAAUUUGCUGCAGACGUCAGAUUAAUGUUUAUGAAUUGCUACAAGUACAACCCUCCAGACCAUGAGGUCGUGGCGAUGGCGAGAACGCUUCAGGACGUUUUUGAAAUGCAUUUUGCCAAGAUUCCUGAUGCGCCUGUGGAGAGCACACAUGCAUACCACCUUGCAGCACACGGUGCAAAAGCCCUCAGCGGAGAAAGCAGCAGCGAGGCCUCCUCUGGAGACUGCUCUUCAGAAUACUCCGAGGAUGAGCGCGUCCAGCAUCUUGCCAAGCUUCAGGAGCAGCUUAAUGCUGUUCAUCAGCAGCUACAAGUUCUGUCCCAAGUACCAUUGCGUAAGCUAAAGAAAAAGAAUGGAAAGUCAAAAAGGGCACCAAAAAGAAAAAAGGUUACUAACAGAGAUGAAAACCCAAAGAAAAAGCCUAAGCAAAUGAAACAAAAGGAGAAGCCCAAGAACAAUCAGCCAAAGAAGAAGAAGCCGCUCCUCAAGUCCGAAGAGGAAGACAACGCCAAGCCCAUGAACUACGACGAGAAAAGGCAGCUGAGUCUGGAUAUAAACAAACUUCCUGGAGACAAGCUGGGGCGGAUAGUCCACAUAAUACAGUCCAGGGAGCCGUCCCUGAGAAACUCCAACCCGGACGAGAUCGAGAUCGACUUUGAGACUCUGAAGGCAUCCACGCUUAGAGAACUGGAGAAGUACGUCCUGGCCUGUCUGCGGAAGCGCUCGCUGAAGCCCCACGCGAAGAAGGUCGUCAGGUCCAAGGAGGAGCUGCACUCGGAGAAGAAGCUGGAGCUGGAGAGGCGGUUGCUGGACGUCAACAAUCAGCUGAACUGCAGGAAACGGCAAGCGAAGCGCCCGGCGAAAGCGGAGAAGCCGCCGCCGCCCCCGCCCCCGCCGCCGCCGCCGCCCCCGGAGCUGGCCAGCGGGUCGCGCCUGAGCGACAGCAGCAGCAGCAGCAGCAGCAGUAGCAGCAGCAGCAGCAGCAGCAGCUCGGGCUCCGCGAGCAGCAGCAGCGACUCGAGCUCGUCCGACAGCAGCGAUUCGGAACCAGAAAUAUUUCCUAAAUUUACUGGAGUAAAGCAGAAUGAUUUGCCGCCGAAGGAGAGUGUAAAGCAGGUACCGUCCUCUGUGCGAGACACGGCCCCUGCUCGGCCCCCCCUUGCUCAGCACGCCGCCACCGCAGCAUGUCCAGCACCAGGGCGGCACUCCCAGCAGAUGCACGGCUGCCACCUGCCAGAGCAUCUGAAGGCCACGGAGAGCCCCGCACCUGGGCAGACCCAGGCUCCUUCAGGUGAUUGCAAGCGUGCCUUGAAUGGCCCCACUGUGGCGCAGGCCUCUGCUGAGAACCACACAGUGCUAGAGCCCGAAAGCCACGCUCCUGUGCAGAAGGAUAUAAAGAUCAAGAAUGCAGACUCUUGGAAAAGUUUAGGCAAGCCAGUGAAAGCGUCGAGUGUGCUGAAAUCUUCCGAUGAGCUUUUCAACCAGUUCAGAAAAGCCGCCAUAGAAAAGGAGGUCAAAGCUCGGACACAGGAGCAAAUGCGGAGACAUGUGGCACGAAGUUCAAAGGAGCCAAAAGGGUCUCCAGAGAACCAGAGGGAGCUGGGAAAUGGAGUGGCUCUAGACUCAUUGUCAAGUAAAAUGCAAAGCAAGAGUCAUGGAGAAGGGCAGAAUGAACAGCAGCCUUCAGAUGCCCAGGACCACAGCAAAGUCUGGCUUCUCAAAGACCGGAACUUAGCGAGGGAGAGAGAGCAGGAGCGGCGGAGAAGAGAGGCAAUGGCGGGUACCAUUGAUAUGACUCUUCAAAGCGACAUUAUGACAAUGUUUGAAAAUAACUUUGAUUAAAACUCAGUUUGUAAAUUAACUAUCAACUUUAAAUGAAUGGUAAAAAUGUUUACAAUGCAUGUGAUAAAGUGAUUACUUUCAAACCCCAAGCUAUCAAUCAUAUAUUGUGUUUUGACUGCCCUAAAAUAAUUAAAUAUUUUUCAUUUACAAUUUUUAAAAAUAUGUUCAUUUUAAUGACAUAUAUUAUAAGAAGUUUUAUAACUUUGGCCUCUGAGAGUGGACGGAUUUUAUUCAUUCUGGAGGACUGUCAGCUAUGUGUUACAGCCCCAAUCUAAGCAAGUCGAAAGGGAUCAUUUGAUUAAAAAAUGGAGACUAAAUAAAAGUGUAUAAAAGCA